AUGUGCGGAAAUCUCCAAGGCCCUUUUAAUAUAAAACUUUCUUUCCCUGGUAAUCGCCUAUUUGCAGUACUUAUUUUGAUCGUUGCCAAUAUCGCUUGUGUAGUAGGAUCACCCAAGCUCCAACUUAACAGUUUAUUCAUGAGUUAUGUGCCCAGGGCGGCGCUAUCACGACCCAGCCAUCAAAUAACAGGUAGAAUGACAAGAAAGAGUUUUUUUUCGGUAAUCGCCAGUUUUUGUUGGUUCCUCUUAUCGUUGUAAACCUGUCGCUGUGUGUAGGAUCACCCAAACUCCAACCC
Molecule: messenger RNA, 296 nt
Organism: Periconia digitata
Lineage: Eukaryota; Fungi; Ascomycota; Dothideomycetes; Pleosporales; Periconiaceae
Source: the annotation of a GenBank genome assembly